CAGCAAUCUCAUUCCCGAGCCGUCCUCCCAUUCUUGCAUCUUGCAUCUUGAUCCACCAUGCUCAGGCGCCUUCCACCCAACAAGGGCGGCGACUCCCCCAUUACCUCGGCGACGUCUGGUGGAUUCGGUAUUGUCGCCAAGCCCUUCCGCCCGCCCACGCCACUCGCGGCGCGCCGCACCACCGCGAUGCCGGCGCGUAAGCGUAAGGCCGUCAAUUACAAGGAGAUGGGCGAGGGCACAGACGACGGCGAGGCGGUUAUCGACGGCUCGCCGCCCAAGAAGAUGCGCUUUGAGAUGGGCAACAAGGUGUACGAGAACGGCGUGCUUGGCGACAUGGCCAAGUGGUGCACACGCAAGUUCCCCGUCUUCGAGCCCAAGGACCGCACAACCGUGUUCGCAAAGACCUUCGCGAUUCCAGUCAUGACAAACGCCAAGACGUCGGAGAAGAUCGUGCACCCGCUCUCACACGCGUCGCUCGGCGCGCGGCCGCAUCCGACCCUAGCCCCGCGUCCCCUGCACGAUCCAAUGGCUGACCACGCCAUCGUGCUCUACGACCCGACGAUCGAUGACAAGCCUGCACCCAAAGAGAAUGAGGAAGGUGUCGUGGCGGUCAAGGAGGACCGGGGGCCACACAAGAGCCUCAAGACCAUUCUCGGUAUCCAGGACCGCACAGUCAAGGUCGAGGUCAAGGUUCCUGUCGUCAUUGACCCGCGUCUCAGCAAGGUCCUCCGUCCGCACCAGAUUGAGGGUGUCAAAUUCCUCUACCGCUGCACAACCGGUAUGCUCGCCGAUAGCGCAUGGGGUUGUAUCAUGGCCGACGAGAUGGGUCUCGGAAAGACGCUCCAGUGCAUCGCACUGAUGUGGACACUCCUCAAGCAGUCUCCAAUUGCUGGCAAGGCGACGUGCGAGAAGGUCAUCAUUGCGUGCCCGACAUCGCUCGUAGGGAACUGGGCAAACGAGCUUGUCAAGUGGCUCGGUCCCGGAGCCAUCAAUCCCCUUGUUGUGGACGGCAAGGGUGGCAAGGCUGAGCUUAUCCCCGCGGUCCGCCGCUGGGUUGCCGCCCACGGCCGCAAUAUAACACUGCCAGUGAUGAUCGUCUCGUAUGAGACGCUGCGAACGCUUCAAGAGGAGCUGGCCGACUGCCCGAUCGGCCUCCUUCUCGCUGACGAGGGCCAUCGCCUCAAGAAUGCUGAAACUCUUACGUUCCAAGCACUCACUGCCCUCAACGUCAAGCGCCGCGUCAUUCUCACCGGCACGCCCAUCCAGAACGAUCUUUCGGAGUACUUCGCACUCCUUAACUUCGCCAACCCCGAAUAUCUCGGCUCCAAGCUCGACUUCAAGCGCAACUUUGAGACCAAGAUUCUGCGUGGGCGUGACGCUGAUGCGACGGACAAGGAGAAGGAGGAGAGUGACGCCAAGCUCAAGGAGCUAAGCGGUCUUGUGAACCGGUUCAUUAUCCGCCGCACAAACGACUUACUCUCCAAAUACCUUCCCGUGAAGUACGAGCACGUCGUCUUCUGUCGACCUAGCCCGCUGCAAACUGCGCUGUACAACCACUUCGUCAAUUCAAAGGAGGUCCAGCGCCUGCUUCGCGGCAAGGAAUCUCAGCCUCUUAAGGCUAUCGGCCUCCUCCGCAAGCUCUGCAAUCACCCGCAGCUUCUCAACCUCCCUGAUGAUCUGUCGGGGAGCGAGGACCUGCUCCCUCCCGACUACGCUGUCGCGCAGACUGGUCGCGAGCGCGGUCUCAACUGCACGUACUCUGGCAAAUUUGUGGUCCUGGAACGCAUGCUUGACCACAUCCGCAACCACACCAAUGACAAGAUCGUGCUCAUCAGUAAUGCGACUCAAACUCUAGACCUCAUGGAGCGCCUGUGCCGCGCCAAGAAGUACGGCCAUGUGCGCCUCGACGGCACAAUGAGCGUCAAGAAGCGCAACACGAUCGUCCAACGCUUCAACGACCCCGAAGGCAAGGAGUUUGUGUUCCUCCUAAGCUCCAAGGCCGGCGGGUGUGGUAUCAACCUCAUUGGGGCGAACCGCCUCAUCCUCUUUGACCCCGACUGGAACCCGGCGAGUGAUCAGCAGGCUCUCGCACGUGUGUGGCGUGAUGGGCAGAAGAAGGAAUGCUUCGUGUACCGCUUCAUGACAACCGGGUCGAUCGAAGAGAAGAUCUUCCAGCGCCAGUGCCAGAAGCAGAACCUGUCCGCGUGCGUUGUCGACGAGGCAGAGGACACUGCCCGCCACUUCACGCAGGACGACCUGCGCGAGCUGUUCAAGUUCACGACCGAGACACCAUGCCAGACACACGAGACAUAUAAGUGCAAGCGGUGUCGCGGCGGCAAGCAGUUCGUCAAGGCGCCGGCGCUGUUGUAUGGGGACGCGAGCACAUGGAACCACUUCCAAAACGCGGAUCUCGGGCAGAUGCACGACGACCUGCUUCGCGCCGAGCUCGGCCUGCCGGAAGUGUCGUACGUAUUCCAGUACAUCUCUCACUGAGGUGUUGUGUGUGGCGAUUGCGUUGUGAACUAGCAUGGCGACGGAUACAUAAGCUUAGACUGUAUAGAGUAUGUUGUAGUGUUCUAAAUAGCAUAAGAUGAGUUACCCAUACGCAAG
This is a messenger RNA of Cutaneotrichosporon oleaginosum, 2610 nucleotides long. RefSeq lists its product as uncharacterized. NCBI's taxonomy places the organism in Eukaryota, Fungi, Basidiomycota, Tremellomycetes, Trichosporonales, Trichosporonaceae. The record is from RefSeq and is a predicted model, not a curated record. Gene Ontology annotation, molecular function: ATP binding; ATP-dependent chromatin remodeler activity; DNA translocase activity. Gene Ontology annotation, cellular component: nucleus. Gene Ontology annotation, biological process: reciprocal meiotic recombination; double-strand break repair via synthesis-dependent strand annealing.